GGGGGAAGGGAAAAGGGAGGAGGAGGAGGUUGCGGCGGGUUUGAAAGCGGCAGUUUCCUGGCAGCUUGGGCAGGCGUUGGUCUCCGCGCUACAGCUCCGCAGCGGGCACGAUCGAUCCCGCGACGGGUCUACGCGCGCUUCUGCGCGCCCCCGACGGAUUUUUCCCGUUCCCGGCUCUUCCCCCUUCACCUCACCGCCCCCCCGCCUCAGCCUUUCCCGCCGCUCGGGCGCUGCGCCCGGGGACCAGCCGGCGGCAGUGACCCCGCCCGAAGCCCCUUUUGGAACCGCCUGGGGACAAUUCCCUUUUCCUUUCUUCAGCCUAACCUGCGCUGGCCCUCGCGGAGUCUGGUCAGCCCCGGGGAGCGCAGCUGGGAGGGGCGUCCAAGAGGCGUCUCGGAGCCUUUACUAGUCUGGGAGCGGCCGGGCCCCCAGCGGGCUGUGGUCACCGGGUGGGGGCCGGAGCGGCGAGGCCCCCCUGACCCGGCUGCGCGGGCCGCCCAGGGCCCCCGGGCUGAGACGGGGCCGGAGCGGCGCCCCGGCCGCCCGCGCGGGGUCUCCCCCAUGGUGCAGCGGGGUUCGGGAUGUCGAAGACGCUGAAGAAGAAGAAGCACUGGCUCAGCAAGGUGCAGGAGUGCGCCGUGUCCUGGGCCGGGCCCCCGGGCGACUUCGGCGCGGAGAUCCGCGGUGGCGCGGAGCGUGGCGAGUUCCCCUACCUGGGGCGGCUCCGCGAGGAGCCCGGCGGGGGCACCUGCUGCGUCGUCUCCGGCAAGGCGCCCAGCCCAGGCGAUGUGCUGCUGGAGGUAAACGGGACGCCUGUCAGCGGGCUCACCAACCGGGACACCCUGGCUGUCAUCCGCCACUUCCGCGAGCCCAUCCGUCUCAAGACUGUGAAACCAGGCAAAGUCAUUAAUAAAGAUUUGCGGCAUUACCUAAGUCUUCAGUUUCAAAAAGGAUCAAUUGACCACAAACUGCAGCAAGUGAUCAGAGAUAAUCUCUACUUGAGAACCAUUCCAUGCACUACAAGGGCCCCCAGGGAUGGGGAAGUACCAGGAGUGGAUUAUAAUUUCAUUUCCGUUGAACAGUUCAAAGCACUGGAAGAGAGUGGAGCAUUGUUAGAAAGUGGAACGUAUGAUGGAAACUUCUAUGGAACUCCCAAGCCUCCAGCAGAACCCAGCCCUUUUCAGCCAGAUCCAGUUGAUCAAGUCCUCUUUGAUAAUGAGUUUGAUGCAGAAUCUCAAAGAAAACGAACUACAUCUGUCAGCAAGAUGGAAAGAAUGGAUAGCUCUCUUCCUGAAGAGGAAGAAGAUGAGGACAAGGAAGCUAUUAAUGGCAGUGGAAACGCAGAAAACAGAGAGAGGCAUUCUGAGUCAUCUGACUGGAUGAAGACUGUUCCAAGUUACAACCAAACAAAUAGCUCCAUGGACUUUAGAAAUUAUAUGAUGAGAGAUGAGACUCUGGAACCACUGCCCAAAAACUGGGAAAUGGCCUACACUGACACAGGGAUGAUCUACUUCAUUGACCACAAUACCAAGACAACCACCUGGUUGGAUCCGCGUCUUUGUAAGAAAGCCAAAGCCCCUGAAGACUGUGAAGAUGGAGAGCUUCCUUAUGGCUGGGAGAAAAUAGAGGACCCUCAGUAUGGGACAUACUAUGUUGAUCACCUUAACCAGAAAACCCAGUUUGAAAAUCCAGUGGAGGAAGCGAAAAGGAAAAAGCAGUUAGGACAGGCUGAAAUUGGGUCUUCAAAACCAGAUAUGGAAAAAUCACACUUCACAAGAGAUCCAUCCCAACUUAAAGGUGUCCUUGUUCGAGCAUCACUGAAAAAAAGCACAAUGGGAUUUGGUUUUACCAUUAUUGGCGGAGAUAGACCUGAUGAGUUCCUACAAGUGAAAAAUGUGCUGAAAGAUGGUCCUGCAGCUCAGGAUGGGAAAAUUGCACCAGGUGAUGUUAUUGUAGACAUCAAUGGCAACUGUGUCCUCGGUCAUACUCAUGCAGAUGUUGUCCAGAUGUUUCAAUUGGUACCUGUCAAUCAGUAUGUAAACCUCACUUUAUGUCGUGGUUAUCCACUUCCUGAUGACAGUGAAGAUCCUGUCGUGGAUAUUGUUGCUGCUACCCCUGUCAUCAAUGGACAGUCAUUAACCAAGGGAGAGACUUGCAUGAAUCCUCAGGAUUUUAAGCCAGGAACAAUGGUUCUGGAGCAGAAUGGAAAAUCGGGACACACUUUGACUGGUGAUGGUCUCAAUGGACCAUCAGAUACAAGUGAGCAGAGAGUAUCCAUGGCAUCGUCAGGCAGCUCCCAGCCUGAACUAGUGACUAUCCCUUUGAUUAAGGGCCCUAAAGGGUUUGGGUUUGCAAUUGCCGACAGCCCUACUGGACAGAAGGUGAAAAUGAUACUGGAUAGUCAGUGGUGUCAAGGCCUUCAGAAAGGAGAUAUAAUUAAGGAAAUUUACCAUCAAAAUGUGCAGAAUUUAACACAUCUCCAAGUGGUAGAGGUGCUAAAGCAGUUUCCAGUAGGUGCCGAUGUACCAUUGCUUAUCUUAAGAGGAGGUCCUCCUUCACCAACCAAAACUACCAAAAUGAAAACAGAUAAAAAGGAAAAUUCAGGAAGUUUGGAGGCCAUAAAUGAGCCUAUUCCUCAGCCUAUGCCUUUUCCACCCAGCAUUAUCAGGUCAGGAUCCCCAAAAUUGGAUCCUUCUGAGGUCUACCUGAAAUCUAAGACUUUAUAUGAAGAUAAACCACCAAAUACCAAAGAUUUGGAUGUUUUUCUUCGAAAACAAGAGUCAGGGUUUGGCUUCAGGGUGCUAGGAGGAGAUGGACCUGACCAGUCUAUAUAUAUCGGGGCUAUUAUUCCCCUGGGAGCAGCUGAGAAAGAUGGUCGGCUCCGUGCAGCUGAUGAACUAAUGUGCAUUGAUGGAAUUCCUGUUAAAGGGAAAUCACACAAACAAGUCUUGGACCUCAUGACGACUGCUGCUCGAAAUGGCCAUGUGUUACUAACUGUCAGACGAAAGAUCUUCUAUGGAGAAAAACAACCUGAGGACGACAGCUCUCAGGCCUUCAUUUCAACACAGAAUGGAUCUCCCCGCCUGAACCGGGCAGAGGUCCCAGCCAGGCCUGCACCCCAGGAGCCCUAUGAUGUUGUCUUGCAACGAAAAGAAAAUGAAGGAUUUGGCUUUGUCAUCCUCACCUCCAAAAACAAACCACCUCCAGGAGUUAUUCCUCAUAAAAUUGGUCGAGUCAUAGAAGGAAGUCCAGCUGACCGCUGUGGAAAACUGAAAGUUGGAGAUCAUAUCUCUGCAGUGAAUGGGCAGUCCAUUGUUGAACUGUCUCAUGAUAACAUUGUUCAGCUGAUCAAAGAUGCUGGUGUCACCGUCACACUAACGGUCAUUGCUGAAGAAGAGCAUCAUGGUCCACCAUCAGGAACAAACUCAGCCAGGCAAAGCCCAGCCCUGCAGCACAGGCCCGUGGGACAGUCACAGGCCAACCACAUACCUGGGGACAGAAGUGGCCUAGAAGGUGAGAUUGGAAAAGAUGUCUGCACUUCCUACAGACAUUCUUGGUCAGACCACAAGCACCUUGCACAGCCUGACCCCGCAGUGAUUCCAGUUGUAGGCAGUCGGCACAAUCAGAGCCUUGGUUGUUACCCAGUAGAGCUGGAGAGAGGCCCCCGGGGCUUUGGAUUCAGCCUCCGAGGGGGGAAGGAGUACAACAUGGGGCUGUUCAUCCUUCGUCUUGCUGAAGAUGGUCCUGCCAUCAAAGAUGGCAGAAUUCAUGUUGGUGACCAGAUUGUUGAAAUCAAUGGGGAACCUACACAAGGAAUCACACAUACUCGAGCAAUUGAGCUCAUUCAGGCUGGCGGAAAUAAAGUUCUUCUUCUUUUGAGGCCAGGAACUGGCUUGAUACCUGACCAUGGUGAUUGGGAUAUUAAUAAUCCUUCAUCGUCAAAUGUGAUUUAUGAUGAACAGUCACCAUUACCCCCAUCUUCACAUUCUGCUUCCAUAUUUGAAGAGUCUCACAUGCCAGUAAUUGAAGAAUCUUUAAUGAGAGUUCAGAUAUGUGAAAAGGCAGAAGAAUUAAAGGACAUUGUACCUGAAAAGAAAAGCACUUUAAAUGAAAAUCAACCUGAGAUAAAGCACCAGUCUCUUCUCCAGAAAAAUGUGAGUAAGAGGGAUCCACCCAGCAGUCAUGGGCACAGUAACAAGAAAACUCUAUUAAAAGUAGAAAAUGGUGUUACACGAAGAGGUAGAUCGGUUAGUCCCAAAAAGCCAGCCAGUCAACAUUCAGAGGAACAUUUGGAUAAGAUUUCUAGUCCUCUAAAAAAUGACCCCAAAAGAAGACCCAGAGAUCGAUCCCUCAGCCCCAGCAAAGGGGAAAAUAAAAGUUGCCAGGUCAGCACCAAGGCAGGUUCUGGACAAGAUCAGUGCAGAAAAAGCAGAGGUCGGUCUGCCAGUCCAAAAAAGCAGCAAAAAAUUGAAGGAAGCAAAGCUCCAUCAAAUGCUGAGGCCAAAUUGUUAGAGGGUAAGAGUCGAAGAAUAGCAGGCCACACAGGCAGUAAUGCUGAGCAGAUCCUAGAUGGGAAGGAAAAAUCAGACGUCAUCAGGAAAGAUGCAAAGCAGAAUCAGGUGGAAAAAAGCAGAACAAGGUCUCCAGAGAAAAAAAGCAAAAGAAUGGUUGAGAAAUCUCUUCCAUCCAAAAAGACUAAUAAGACUACAAGUAAAGAAGUAUCUGAAAAUGAAAAAGGAAAGAAAGUAACCACAGGAGAAACAAGUUCUAGUAAUGAUAAAAUAGCAGAAAAUAUCCAGCUAUCAGAAAAGAGGCUGAAGCAAGAACCUGAAGAGAAGGUAGUUUCAAACAAAACAGAAGAUCACAAAGGGAAAGAACUAGAGGCAGCUGACAAAAACAGAGAAACUGGAAGGUUCAAACCUGAAAGUAGUUCUCCAGUUAAGAAAACACCGAUAACUCCAGGGCCCUGGAAGGUGCCAAGUGGAAAUAAAGUCACAGGCACUAUUGGUAUGGCUGAGAAACGGCAGUAACCGUUAGUAUAAAACAAAAACAAGUUGUAAUCUUUUCUUACAGCAGCAUUUUUCCAGAAAAAGCCUUUUUUUUUCAGAUAUUCUGAAACAGAUAAGUACAUGUUAAUGUGAGCAUCAAGUUACCUAGGCUGCAUGAAGGGCCUUUAGGAUUGCUAAGAACCAACUGUCCCCCUGGCCGGCUGCCCUCCCUCGCACUCAGGAAGGAGCUGCAUCCACACGCUCAUCUGACCCGCCCUGCUCAGGCUGCCCAGCUCAUCUUCACGAGUGUCUGAACAAAUGACAUAUGUUGAUAUUAACAGUGUGGUCACAACUCACUUUGUAUUUGUGCCAAGUUAUCUACUGUAUCAUGUCUGUUUUUAUCCUUCUUGUUCAGCUAUUUCCACAGUAAUGAAAAAGUUAGGUUUGGCUUGGAAGUUGAUGUUCUCAAUAGCAUGUUGCAUGUUUACAGAGAGAAAUAUGUGAGUCCUUGCAGAAGACGAGACUGUUAACUCAUCGUUAAAGAUGGCAGUUGUCGUCUAACAGCUACUGAUGAUGUCCCACUUUAAAAAUAAAACCCCCAAACAUCACUACUUUAAGGAAAAAAAUGUAGUCCAAUACUGAUGCUUUCUUACAGCUUUUUAUUUUAAUUUGGCUGGAUAAGUUGUUUCAAAUAACUGUUAAAAGAUAUUACUUACAAUUGAAUGUUCAAAAUGAGAAAGUACUUUAAGCAAUAGAGUUCAUCUCUUGCUGUGUUAUCCAACCUCGAUGUAUACUUACAGCAUCUCAGGUCACGCUUUUUAUUUCACUUAUUUAAUUAUGAAAUCAUAAAGAAGCAUGUGGAAAUAGUGUUUAUUGCUCUUUGAAGAAAAACCGCCAACUAUUUCUGGAUAUUUUGGCUGUACCUACUACUAAAGUCAUUAGUCUUUAAUACAUAAUACAUAUUUGAAAAGUAAAAUUAUUAUAUAGAUUAUGUGAGGGACUUAAUCAUGAAACCAGUUUCACAGUCCAGGUACCAACUCUUCUGGUAGCAGGUGCACAAGCUUGGGUGUUUAGAAACAACCUGUGUAGGGUAUGCUGCCCAGCAAGUGAGGACAAAUGUGUAGACAGUACUUACUGGAUCUUAUUUAACUUUUGGCUACAUUAACUUUCUUAUUUAAAAACAAGAAAGGGAGACUAAACAUCUGCUUAGCUUGUACACAUUUUCAGAAUUCUGUUUAAAAGUCUAGUUAAAGGUGUUUCUUAGAAGUUGGAGACUGUUAACUGCCAUAAAAUAGAUCCAGGUUUUUCAGUUCCCUGAAGCAGCAUUCAGUAGCAUCUAUAUAAAUAAAGGCACCUUCGGAGAAUAGAACUAUUCCAUGGAGUGUGUGAACACACUUGUUACGUCACCUGGGUUCAUCCUGUUGUGAAGCACAUUACGUCCAGGUCCUUCCCUCUGGGAGUCUGACUGUGAAACUCUUUAACCCAACAACUGUAUUAGCCCCUGUAGAUAAGACAUGCUUCCCAGAGUGAGAUUUUUGAAAUCCCCUUUUCAUCCAGAACUAUAUUUACCCACCUAUUGUAACUAUUCAAAUAGAGCAAAAUUAGGAGGCUUGAUAAAUGCUAAGAAUUUAGUACCACAGAAAUUAUUUAUUUCCCUGUAGUCCACAAUUAGUGAUAACAAAUCCUAUUUUUGUUAACUGUGACAUAACUUUGAUGUCAUAUGUUGUCCUAUGUGGUUCUUCCUUUCUAAGUAACCUCUGUCCUGAUUAUAUACUGACUUAGCAAUGUGGCCUUGGAAUGCUGAGCAAAAUGUGGAUGUACUGGUUGUAAAUGUUUAUAUAUUGUACAGUACCUUUAUAUAUACACUUGAGGUUCUGAUUAGAGAAAGAUCUGUAAAUUGCUCGUUAUUUUUUAUAUAGAUAUU
Molecule: messenger RNA, 6912 nt
Organism: Macaca mulatta (Rhesus monkey)
Lineage: Eukaryota; Metazoa; Chordata; Mammalia; Primates; Cercopithecidae
Gene: MAGI3
Product: membrane associated guanylate kinase, WW and PDZ domain containing 3
Biological process (GO): signal transduction
Cellular component (GO): cell-cell junction; cytoplasm
Molecular function (GO): protein binding
Source: RefSeq, a predicted model, not a curated record